Syngnathoides biaculeatus (alligator pipefish) is the source of this 1642-nucleotide messenger RNA. RefSeq lists its product as uncharacterized. The transcript has 2 exons. The record is from RefSeq and is a predicted model, not a curated record. Bases 631 to 1452 code for a protein of 273 amino acids. Lineage: Eukaryota; Metazoa; Chordata; Actinopteri; Syngnathiformes; Syngnathidae.
UUGUGUGAUACAGCUGCAAAUAAGUAUUUUAACGCCUGUCUAACAGGUACAAUUCUGACCCUCAAAGCCCUGUUAGUCCGCCUUUAAAAGUCAACCUCCACUCUAUGUAUUUUCCUGAAUCAGAUGCACCUGUCUGAGGUCGUAAGCUGCCUGAAGACACCUGGCCACCUAUUACAAUCUGUAAGUGUCAUGAUCCUGCCACUCCAGCCCGGGCUGUGUGGGUGCCCACGCGGUUGCGCUGAUUGGGAGGCGCACACCUGCGCCUCAUGCGGGCUGAUUAUCCUGUGUAUUUAUUUGACCCCGAUGACGACUGUUCCACCCCAGGUCGUUGAGCUUCAUGCCCCGUUCGAGUACUUCCGUAUCCCUGAUCGUCAACCCGUGUGUACCGACCACCGCCUGUUCUCCGACCGACCCCGUAAGCCUGAUUCCUUUGACACUUCUGCCUGCUUUGAUCGUUCUCCCGUGUACCGACUCCUGCCUGCCCGGUCACCUGCUCUCUUCGCCCGACGUCCCAACUACCGCUGCUGCACCUGACUGCCUGCCCGAUCCCUGACCAUGGAAUAAUAAACGUUUCUCCCCGAACUACCUUGCAUUGUCCGAGUCCUGCAUUUGGGUCCUAGUCCCGUUCCGAUGGGUCGUGACAGAACGAUCUGGGCAAAACAGGACCCAGCAGGAAAGACCCGGCGUCGCCGGGGCCGACGCAAGGUAGACCGUCUGCCGGAGGACCAAACCUGUCCGAUCCGGGUAGGCUCCUUGACGUCCUCCGCUUCCGUGUCUUACGCUCCGCCAGCGAGCUACGAAUACAUUCCGACAUCGACCCGUCUGGCUCCGCAUAUUCUUCUGGACUCUGACUUUUUGGAAUAUGAGGAGGACCGUGAUUUGUAUGACCAGCUGCCUGACACCGGAGCGUCUUCGCCCGGUCGGUUUGUGGGAACCCGCUUGGUCAUCUACCUGGGACCUCCGUGUGGCGGACAGAGGAGACACCCCGGCCGGGCGCUCCCUUGUGCCUCCCGCUGCGCGGCGACUAAGACACCGUCCUCCCACUCCUCGCCGGCAACGGCGAAACCGGCAGACCCGCAGCUGGUGGCGAAGCUUCCAGCCCAGAUGGAGGAGGAGCUGCCAAAUCACGAGGUGUUCUGCUGCGAAAUGCGGGUGCAGAUAGAGCGGCAGAGCGCCAAAAUGGCGGCUCUCACGGCCCAGGUCCGGCAAGGACUGGCGAACCAGCCGAGCUACGCUGACCAGAUCGUUGAGGUUCAUGCCCCGUUCGAGUACUUCCGUAUCCCUGAUCAUCAAUCUGUGUGUACCGACCUCCGCCUGUUCUCCAACCGACCCCGUAAGCCUGAUUCCUUUGACACUUCUGCCUGCUUUGAUCGUUCUCCCGUGUACCGACUCCUGCCUGCCCGCUCACCUGCUCUCUUCACCCGACGUCCCAACAAACACUGUUGCACCUGACUGCCUGCCCGAUCCCCGACCACGGAAUAAUAAACCUUUCUCCCCAAAUACCUUGCAUCGUCCGAGUCCUGCAUUUGGGUCCUACUCCCGUUCCGAUGGGUCGUGACAGUAAGACUCAAACUUGUAACAUGGCCAAGACCAAAGAGCUGUCCAAAAACACCAGAGACAAAAAACUCCACACAGCCGGAAA